Molecule: messenger RNA, 4173 nt
Organism: Anolis carolinensis (green anole)
Lineage: Eukaryota; Metazoa; Chordata; Lepidosauria; Squamata; Anolidae
Gene: fgl1
Product: fibrinogen like 1
Exons: 8
Coding region: 503-1444 (313 amino acids)
Biological process (GO): blood coagulation
Source: RefSeq, a predicted model, not a curated record
AAGCAAGGCAAUGGCACCUGCUUAGCUCCACUCUCAAUAUAUUCUUUAUCCACACAUAAAGAAUAUCUUGGUUAUAAGUGCUUGUAAUUGUCUCAUCAUGAAACUCCCACAUAGAACAAUCUCAACUAGUAUGAUUUAAAGGGACUCUGCUGGGCUCUUGCUUAGGAGUAAUGUAAUGUAUACUGCCGUAGAAGGACUGGAGCAUAUCUUGUUCCUAAUUAUUUUAUUACAUGGUAACAAAUGAAGAAGCAAAAUAGUUUUUUUCUUUUAUCUUUAUUUCAAUGCUUGAUCAUGUUAGCGUUGUAUUUGUACUGUGGCAAGUUAACAAUAGACAUCUACAGCUUCUCUGAACAUUCCUCCCCACUGACUCACCACAGUUUGAAUAUUUCAGAAAUUAAGAGCACAAAGUGCUUCAUUCUGGAGAAGACUGUGAAAUUCUUUGCAUCAGCUACAACCGCUUUAACCACCAAAGGAUCUCCAUAGCACACAGAGAUUCAUCAGAAUGAAGAACUGCAUUUUAUUUUGUUUCUUCCUUGCAAAUGUGUUGGCAGCCUGUAUUGUCGGCUUGACUUUGGAGAAUUGUUUCCAAGAACAACUACGGCUCCAAGCCCAGGUGAGGCUUCUGGAUCACAGUGUGAAGCAGCAACAGGCAAAAAUAAUACAGCUUUUAAUGGAGAGGGAUGCUCAGAGCAGAGAUAAAGGAGAUGAAAAUGGUGUCAUCAGUCUGGGAGAAGAGAGAGAGUACGCAGACUGUGCUGAAAUCUACAAGGCCGGAUACACACAGAGCAGAUUUUACAAGAUAAAACCUCUGAUGAGCUCUGAUGGAUUCCUUGCCUACUGUGACAUGACAGAAGGAGGAGGGUGGACAGUCUUUCAGAGACGAUCAGAUGGAAGCCAAAAUUUUUAUAGAGACUGGGCUGAAUAUGAACAAGGUUUUGGUGAUUUUACUUCACCAGCUGGCGAAUAUUGGCUUGGAAAUAAAAAUCUCCAUUAUCUGACUUCUCAAGGGAAUUAUACCUUAAAAAUUGAUCUUUCUGAUUUUUCGGGUGAACAACGCUUUGCACAAUAUGAAAAUUUCCAGGUUGCCGAUGAGCAGAGUUCCUACACAAUGAAUUGUGGACGAUAUUCUGGAACAGCAGGAGACUCCCUCACUGGAGGAUUUCACCCUGAAGUCAAAUGGUGGGCAAAUCAUCAAGGAAUGAAAUUCAGUACAAAAGACAGGGAUAAUGACAACUAUGAAAAUAACUGUGCAGAAGAAGAUAAUGCUGGCUGGUGGUUUAACAGAUGUCACUCUGCCAAUCUUAAUGGCCUGUAUUACGAUGGACCCUACUCAGCAGCAACAGACAAUGGGAUUGUGUGGUACACAUGGCAUGGAUGGUGGUAUUCUUUGAAGUCUGUCACCAUGAAAGUCAGACCAUCAGAUUUCCGUUCUAAUGAGCUUUAAGUCUAUUUCCUGUAUAUAUCCGUUUAAUUGGUUGUAACAUGAUAUUUGAUUUCUUCAUUUAUCUCUGUGUAAAUCGGGGGUGACUCUUUUAUGGAUCAUGACUGCAGUCAAAUACACAGUUAAAUGUUCAGGGGGCUCAAAUAUAACAUUGUGUCAAAGCAAAUAGAUUGUACACAAAGGUCUAAAACAGUAGAUCCUAAAUUUACAAUGUUGAUGAGCGAGCUAUUUCAAAAUCAAUCUAGGUUAUAUGUCUUCUAUAACUAUUUUUAUAAUAGUUUCACGAUCUGUGGGUUUUGAACUGAAUGUGCUUAUUUGUCUUUAAGGUGUCACAUAACUGUUUUUGUACAACAGACCUAACUACGCUUCUAAACUAAGGAAAAGGCCAAUAAAUUCUAUAACAAAGAUUUACACCUCCUCCUUAUCCCUGUGUAUCUAUAUACUAAAAGUACACUGGAUGUAAUUCGGUCUUCCGGAUGCUUUAACUAUUGACCUAUAUACCGCAACUUUAUCAUUCUCGGUCUGCAAUUUUCAUGACCCUAUAUCUAACUUGUCACAUUAUAUUUAUAUGGGCUAUAAGGCUGACGGAGCCAAGUAUCCUAACGGAUGCACAGCAAGUGAAAUAAAAUGAAUCUGAUCAAGCAGAUAUUUCUAACAUCAAAUUAAGUGAGGCCAUUCCCCUUAGUUAUUAGUCUAUAAUUUCUGCCAUUCAGUUCUGAUGUGACUUGAGGUUAUUAAAGAGCCCAAACGCUUCAAUGAAUAUUCUUUACAUAAUAGACUUUCCAAGCAGAGCCAGCUCAAGAUGAGACAUUUUGUCUUUUUAAAUGGCAUGAACAUAUAAUAGGAGAGAAACACUGCAAAAUUCCUUGCAUAAUGUCCAGAGCUUAUCUUUGAAAUUACAUGCAAUUAUAUAGAGUGAUUGCAAUUUGAUAGGUACAUGAUGACUACACACCCAUUUGUUUGCUGUUACUUAUGACAUAAUUGGUGGUAUAUUUUCUUUGCAUCCAACUGUUUCCUAUUUUGAGAAAUCAAAUAUCAGCAGACAAAUAAGUGACACAAGAAAAAAUAAUAAAGUACAGAAAACUUAGACUACAGUUGUUUAUGUCAUUCUAAUGAGAGCGACAAAUACCUUAUAUACUCAAGUAUAAGCCGACCUGACUAUAAGCUAAGGCACCUAAUUUUACCACAGAAAAUUGGGAAAAAUUAUUAAUUCGAGUAUAAGACGAGGGUAGUAAAUGCAGCAGCUACUGGUACAUUUCAGAAAUAAAAAUAAAUACCAAUAACAUUACAUUAAUUGAGGGAUCAGUAGAUUAAAUGUUUUUGAAUAUUUACAUAAAACUGUAAUUUAAAAUAAUAAGACUUUAAUAAGAUAAAAUUGCCCAACUCUGAUUAAAUAUAUUGUUGUAGUUGAGCCAGUGAGUAAUGCUGCAAGCAGUAGUAUGAGUACCAGUAGGGGGGAAAGGGUUAAUCGCAAGCAGGUGUCAGAUGAAGAACAGCAAAGGAAAAGGAUUCGGGAUAUACUUAUGGCACCUACUGAUGAAGACACAUUCAAAGGGUUUUCAAGUGGCAGGGAGUCAAUGAGCGAGGAAGGAGAUAUGGUGAAUGGGAAUAGAGGCGUAAAGAGAGUUACGCGGGAACAAGAAUCAGAUGAAGAACGGGAGAGGAAGAAGAUCCGGGAUAUACUUACUGCUCCCACAGAUGAGUCGUUUAUGGGUUUCUCUGGGAAUGAUGGGUCUGGGAGUGAUGAGGAUGGGAAGAACACAUUGGAUUGGACUAGGGUACAAGAGAUAAGGGAUAUAUGUGCGGAGCCAACUUCUAGUAACACGUUUGUGGGGUUUUCGGGACAUGAGGAUUGGCAAACGGGAGAUACAUCCGAGUCAUGGGGAAACCUAAGUCUUGACAGGAGAUGGAGGAACUGGAGAGAUGGAAACAGGGGUUCAAGUGUGAAGACAAGGACAGCUGUAAGAGAUGAUGAUGGGAUGGAGGCCAGCUCAUCAUCGGAUAGUGAUGUGUAAGUUAAAAGUAGGCUCUGAAAUGGGGAAUCUUUGCAGCAGGCAAAGUGUCAGUAUUGUGUGGAUUUGUCGCUACCUGUUUUCCUGUUGGGUUUUGGGUUCGAGUUCUACAGCCUGGUGUUUGUGGUUCCUAUGAAUCUUCAAUUUGGACUGGCUUAUCAUGAGUGUGGCUCUCUCCCUUCCUGGACUCUUGGACUGAUUUGACUACGGCUCUGUUUGUCCACCUUGGAAACGAUGUUUGGAUUGGCUUACCAUGAGUGUGGCUUUCUCCCUUCCUGAGCUCUUGGACUGAUUUGACUACGGCUCUGUUUGUCCACCUUGGAGACGACAUUUGGAUUGGCUUAUCGUGAGUGUGGCUUUCUCCCUUCCUGGGCUCUUGGACUGAUUUGACUACAGCUCUGUUUGACCACCUUGGAAACGACGUUUGUUUGAACUUCUUCUACGGCGACUCUGGAACCUUGGCUGGCUUUGACAGCUCCUCUUGCAUUUAACUCUUUUGGUGCAGUGCUGUCUGUUGGAACGCUUUUGUUACAGCGCUGUUUACUUGCUGUCACUUUGACUGUGUUUUAAUACGGGUUUUCUUUCUGUUUUAUCCGGGUUAUUUUCCGUUUGCCUUUUGGAGCCAAGUUUGGGCAAAUUCUUUGAGUUUUGGCCAGAGACACUGUAGUUAAGCGUCUCAGAGCAUAUUUUGUUUUGCAAUAAACCUUUUGUUGGACUAAA